UAUUUCGCUCCGUGUUGAGGUUUGGAUUCACUCCAAGAAGUAGAGUCUAGCCCACUUCCUUAUAAGGACAUAUUAAAUUUCAGAUAUAUGUUUAAUUUGUUCUAUCCUGCAACGAAGAACAAGGGGGGCAAGCCUGAGAGCUACAUUCAGCUACAAAUGUGAACUCAACGACAAAUACUGGCAAGGAGAAACAGCGGCAAGACAACCUCAGUCUGAGAUGUGUGGCAGGUGUUAUUUUUAGCAACUUCGAACUAUCAGACAGGAAUUCUGUUCGAGAGGCAGCGAUUGAGCUCGAGUAAAAAGGUUUGGAAGAAAUCAACGGUUGAACGACGAUUAAAUGUCGAUCGGUUGACUCUAACUGGAACCACCCUUGUGUAAAUCAGUGAGAAGUGGCAGCUGCGGAUUUUGAACGUGCUUCGAAAUGCCACCCAAUCUGUCUCUUUCUGAAAUGGGUUUAACGCAAGAGUUUCCUUAAUCCCUCGACGCUGCCCUAGUUUUUAGCUGGCGAGUUUUUGAGGACGCGAGUUCUGCCAUGAUGGUUCGAGCCUUCCUAUUUCAUGUGUGCAUUUUCCUGUUUACUCAAGUUUUACCAUUCUUCUGCUUGCAAAAACUUGACAUUGACAAUGAAACAAUUGUGAAGAUUUCCACGGCUGGACAAUUGAUGCAGUGCUCAGCGGCCAUCGAUUUACUGUUCAUGUUGGAUGGAUCAUACAGUAUCGGCAAGGGCAGCUUUGAGAGAUCCAAACAUGUUGCACUCAAACUUUGUGAUGCUCUGGAUAUAAAUCCUGGCAGGGUCAGAGUUGGAGCAAUUCAAUAUAGUUCAACGCUUAAAGUUGAAUUUUAUCUGAAUUCCUACUUAACGAAAGAAGAAGUAAAAGAACAACUUACGAGAAUUAUAUUUAGGGGUGGAAGUACGCAGACUGCCCCGGCUUUGAAGUAUGUUCUUCAAAAAGGAUUUGCAGAUACAAGAAAUACAUCCGUCCCUCGAAUUCUCAUCAUUCUUACUGAUGGCAAAUCUCAGGGUAAUGUGACCCAAGUGGCAGCACAGGUGAAAGAAACUGGAAUAACUGUGUUUGCUGUCGGAGUCAAGUUUCCCAGAUGGGAGGAGUUGAAUUUGCUUGCGAGUGAGCCCACUGACAGCCAUGUGCUGUUUGCAGAACACUUUGAUGAUGCUGUCAAUGGCCUCUACACAACGUUGACCAGCUCUGACAUCUGUUCUGCUAUUCCACCAGCUUGCAAACUUGAAUCCCAUGUCUGUCAACGGAAAUCACUAGAAACAGUGAAGGAAUUCAAAGGGAAUUUCAUGUGCUGGAAGGGAUCAUAUGGAUAUGGUGGACCCAUCUCAACACUGUGUCCUUAUUACAGUUGGAAGCGGGUUUAUAAGACACAUCUUGCUCGAUGCUACAGAACCACGUGCCCAGAUCCAUGUGAUUCACAGCCCUGUCAGUAUGGAGGGACUUGCAUCUCAGAGGACUUUGAAAGGUACCACUGUGUCUGCCCUGCAGCAUUUGGAGAAGAUUUUAAUUGCGCUCCUCAGCCAGGUCUUGAAUGCAGUGUGGAUAUUUUACUGCUACUUGACGGCUCGUCAAAAACAACCCUUGAAGGAUUUCUGCGGCACAAAGCCUUUGUGAAGAGAUUUCUCCAGGUUGUACUGUCCGCAGACAGUCAAAUUAACGUUGGAGUGGCACAGUAUAGUGAGGGAGUGCAGGUGGAACUGCCGAUGGGACUGCACAUGAAUGUUUCAGACGUUAUUAGUAAGAUCGACUCGAUACAGUUUAAAGGGGGCAGCACAAAGACUGGCAAGGCCUUGCGAUACCUUACCCAGGUUGGAUUUAAAACAAGAUCAACAGUUCCGCGUAUUCAGGAGGACCACCCCCAUGUUUUAAUUCUGCUAACAGACUCAAAAGCCGAAGAUUCCGUCGCUGAGUCAGCCAAGUAUGCCAGAGAACGGGAAAUAUUUCUAUUUGCAGUUGGCAGCCACAGUCUUCAGUCUGAUUUAGUCACAAUUACAGGAAAUCCUCAGCAUACUGUCACAUAUUCAAGUCCCCAGCAACUCUUCAAUAAGAUUCCUGAACUAAAAACAGUAAUUUGCAACAUUGAGAAUCAAGGAUGUUUAUCCCAGCCUUUAGAUCUCGUCUUUGCAUUGGAUGCAUCAUCUGGAGUUGGAAAGGACAAUUUUGAUAAGGUGAAAGACUUUAUGAAAACCAGCAUCAUGCAGUUUGAGAUCAAUCCUGAUGUUACCCAGGUCGGCCUUGUGGUUUAUGGCAGCCGUUCGAGGACAAUCUUUGGCCUUGACACGUUGGAUUCAAACACCAACCUCCAGAAGGCAAUCAGCUUAGCCCCUUAUCUGGGCGGAACUGCCUCCACUGGCAGCGUCCUCCUUCACAUUUACGAUGAAGUCAUGAGUGUCAGAAAGGGAGCUCGACCUGGUGUGAAUAAAGUAGUGGUGGUCCUUACGGACGGGGCAAGCACCGAUGAUGCAGCAGUCCCCGCACGGACUCUGAGGAACAAUGGCAUCACAGUCUUUGCUGUAGGAAUUGGUGAUGCACAGAAGGAAUCAUUGCUAAGGAUUGCUGGCUCCGCUAAUUACAUGAUAACUGUGCCGUCCUAUGAGGAUUUAAAAUAUUUUGAAGAAAGCAUCGCUCACAGGAUAUGUGAAGUGGCCAAGCAACCAGUGAAUUUGUGCAAGCCGAAUCCAUGUAUGAAUGGUGGGGAAUGCAUAGUUCACUUUGCAAGUUAUCAUUGUGAAUGCAAUGGCUGGGAAGGAGUUCACUGCGAACACAGAAUCAGGAGCCCGGAGCCCCGUGGAGAUGUUCCCAGAAACCACAGGAGGCAUCGCAGGCAGAGGAAGCUGCGGCGCUUAAACCGACGAGGAAGAAGGUCCCGCAGAAAGCACAGGCACCGAAAGUACAGGGGUACUUCACUGUAACAGGACUCAUCCUGUCCCGUCUCACAUAGUUUGUAUUGGGCAUGCAAUCACAAAUGGCACAAAUAUCAAGAAGCCCAGUUAGUGUCAACGGCCCAGAGCUUUUCUAAAAUCACUUCAAUGGAUCCCAAAAUGCCUGUACACUUGUACUCGAUUCCAACAAUGUUUUAAACAAAACAACUGGUAAAUGACAAUUUGCGAAGCUAUCCACAUUUCUAACGCAAGUAUUGUGAUAAGGUAGAUUUGACUCUACGAUUAGGUUACUGCGUGGGUUCUCAAACGAAGGUUGUUGUUCAUGCAGAUCUCCAGCAGGAAUGCAAAAUAUGUUCAAACUUUUGUUUACAUCCAUCAGAGUAUGGUUCUUCAUUUUGAAAUAUAGCCCUGUCAAUUGUGGCGUUAAGUUAAAUUUGACUGAUCAUGCAAACCAUGUUUCUCACACGACACUGCAUGUUUUUUUGUGGUUUCAGAGCAGUAUUGCAUGUUGAGUGUGUUUGUUUUGUUCAUGGAGUUCUGUUUCUUAAAGAAGGUUGGAGAUUUAGUUUAGUUUUAUGACACAAUGCGGAAACAGGCCAUUCGGCCCACCAAGUCCGUGCUGACCAGCGAUCCCGGCACACUAACACUAUCCUACAUA
Messenger RNA from Amblyraja radiata (thorny skate), 3557 nucleotides. It is a transcript of the gene vwa2, whose product is annotated as von Willebrand factor A domain containing 2. Gene Ontology annotation, cellular component: basement membrane. The transcript has 14 exons. Lineage: Eukaryota; Metazoa; Chordata; Chondrichthyes; Rajiformes; Rajidae. The record is from RefSeq and is a predicted model, not a curated record. Gene Ontology annotation, biological process: calcium-independent cell-matrix adhesion. Bases 533 to 2929 code for a protein of 798 amino acids.